CCAUUAUGACCGCACUGCGAUGGAAUACUCUUAGACGCUACGGAACCACAUCCUCGCAGCAUCUUCCUCUUUCAGGAAUCCGCGUUUUGGAAAUGGGACAGGUGAUCGCUGGGCCAUUUGCCGGGCAACUGCUCGGACAAUUUGGCGCCGAAGUCAUCAAAGUAGAACCUCCUCGUCUCGGCGAUCCUCUUCGUGUCUGGCGCGAGUUGGAUACAGACGGUACGAGCCCCUGGUUUCGGAGUAUUGGCCGAAACAAGAAGAGUAUUGCCAUCGACCUACGAAAAGCCGAAGGCAGAGAAUUGGUCAAACAACUAGCCAUUAAGAGCGACGUGCUUUUGGAGAAUUUUAAGCCUGGAACCCUAGAAAAGUGGGGUCUGAGUCCCGAGGCUCUGCACCCACACAAUCCUUCUUUGAUCUUUACCCGAGUGAGUGGUUAUGGUCAGACGGGACCGUGGUCACCGCGUCCCGGCUAUGCUUCUGUCUGUGAAGCCGAAUCCGGGUUUCGUUAUAUAAAUGGAUUCCCCGACCCUAAGACUGGAGGCCUUACCGGCCCACCGGUGCGGCCAAACAUCAGCUUAGGUGACUCAGUUGCAGGUCUCCAUGCUGCAUUUGGAACUGUGCUGGCUUUGCUGUCGAGGCAAUCCAAAAUCGAACGCGGCGAGAAGGGUGGUACAACCGUCGACGUUAGUAUUCUAGAAAGUAUGUUAAACCUUAUGGAGGGAGUAAUACCAGAAUAUGAUCGGAAAGGAAAGAUUCGCGGGCCAUCAGGCUCUUCCGUCACGGGAAUCGUACCGACAAAUGCCUAUCCUUGUCUUCCUGAGCCAGGAUCGUCCACAUCGACGUUCAUCGUUAUCGGAGCGAAUGCGGAUAACAUGUACAAUCGACUCAUGGCAGCGAUCGGACAUACCGAACUGACUGGUCCUGACUACGCGCAGAACCAACACCGUGUGCAACGACAAGCCGAAAUCGAGAAAGCGAUCUCGGACUGGACGAGCGAGAAGACGACUGAGGAGAUUAUAGAUGUCAUGAAUGCAGCUGGCGUCCCUGUCGGGCGAGUCGUCAAUGUGAAGGAUAUUGUAGAGAGCGAGCAUAAUCAGGCGCGAGGCGCUAUCGAGAAUGUCUGGGUGGAUGGUAGGGACGGCGAGGGAUGGAAUGUGAAGAUGCUGGGAACUUUCCCUCGGAUCGAAGGUUUUGAUCUCACCCCGCGUUGGGCUGGUCCCGAUUUGGGCGAACACACGGACGUUGUAUUGGAGGAAUUGCUAGGUUUGAGGAAGGAGGAGGUGGAGAAAUUACGCGGAGAUGGUAUAAUAGGUUGAAUGACCGCGACUUCCGCAAGAGUCUCAGUUUUUCUUUAUACCUCACCUCGUCAUAAGUCCAAAAGAGGCCUAGGAUCGGACGAUUAUUUUCAUUAGCACAGACAUGAAUAAAA
Guyanagaster necrorhizus is the source of this 1429-nucleotide messenger RNA. RefSeq names its product L-carnitine dehydratase/bile acid-inducible protein F. Gene Ontology annotation, molecular function: catalytic activity. The record is from RefSeq and is a predicted model, not a curated record. Lineage: Eukaryota; Fungi; Basidiomycota; Agaricomycetes; Agaricales; Physalacriaceae. The coding region runs from base 6 to 1316 and encodes 436 amino acids. The transcript is spliced from 8 exons.